AUGCCUGAAAGAGCUCGCGAAGCACAGGAAGAAGCAGAACGUGUCAUACGAGAGGAAGAAGCACAGAAGGAACGUGCAGAAGCAGAGAAGAAAAAACCGAAAAUGAAUGGAUUCGAGGAAACCUCGACAGUAGGAGACUUCCUAGCUCCCCGCCCCUCCCAAUACGCAGUUCAAAAGCUCACAAAUUUUGAAUACAUAGAAUUAUGGUACUUUUCUCCGGAUGGAUGCAAGGAAGCCCUAAAAACCUCGAGAUCUAUCGCAGACGACUACGGUCUGACCAAGGUGGACGAUCAGCUCACCAUUCGCCCAGCUUCAGCCUUCAAAGCCUCGAGGGCAGCGUUAGCAGACCACGAUUUGCCUUUCUCAGUAUUCUUACGAGCAAAGAACAUGUUCCUCGUCCAAAUCAGCCAGGCCAAAUGGCCCCAAACCCACAUUGAUUCCCUCUCGCUUUUCUUCUGGCGCCUCGAAAACCAUGCGAUUCGCAACCACAGCGACAUUGGUGACAUGGUUAUCCUUAACUAUGCUUCGAGAGUACGCCACGAUUGGCACGACUACUUGAAGCGAGAUGAAGGUUUCAACAUUGGAAACCUUAAUGAGACUCUCUUACGCACGAUCAAUGAAGAACUCUGGGACAAAGUGCGAUCCCGAACCCUGCCCUUGGUAUGUAUCGAACUCCCCAUAAAAACACCAGCUAACCACACAACUGUUCUACCUACAUACCUACUUCUACUCCCACCCACAACCCACGUACGUGGAUGCCCGCGAUGUCACUCCCGCGGAUGCCUAUGA
Molecule: messenger RNA, 789 nt
Organism: Suillus bovinus
Lineage: Eukaryota; Fungi; Basidiomycota; Agaricomycetes; Boletales; Suillaceae
Exons: 1
Coding region: 1-789 (262 amino acids)
Source: RefSeq, a predicted model, not a curated record